ACUCGUCGUUCUGCUUUGUAGCGCUUGGAAAAGCGAAGAACUUGCAAGUGUUGCCCUCCGACGAAUGGCCACAUGUAGGAGCAAAACAGUAAACCAUUUUGCUCGUUUGACCCGCGUCCUUUACACUUCUUCGACGAAAGUUGAUCCCUUGGAUGAUCCUUUAACCUUUCCUGUUUUUUUUUACUGUCUUUUGUGGGAUUACACUGGAUAAUUAAAGCUUUAGACAAAACAAAACAAUGUCCAAAGCGCUAGCAUAAGAUAUUUUGUUUAGAACUGCAUUUUUUUAUCGCCAUGGUAACGUGACGUCACACUUAAGGACUCUAUUGACGUUGUAAUUGUAAUUUUUAUCUCAUAUCAAUAAAAUCAAAUUCAACGGAGCAAAAAAGAGAGCGUAUUUAUUAUGUAAUUGUGCUUUACUUUUAAAUAAUACUAGAACAUUUACAUUUUGCGGCUUGUUGAAGAAAAAAUAGAGCGUAGAGAAAGAGAAAGAAGAACUUUCUCGUUUAUAUACUAUGCCUUUCUAUUCAAAGAGUUCGCCAUUAGACGAAAUUGUCGAAAAAGCAACUUCGGAAAGGAAUCUUACUGAGAAUUGGAGAGAAAUAAUGAAUGUAUGCGACAGAGUCUCACGUUCUUCCUCCGGGCCUAAAGAUGGUUUGAAUUCCAUUUUGAAAAGAGUUGACAAUCAUAAUCCAAAAGUGUCUUUACAAGCACUACGGUUAGCUCUUCUUGAUGCUUGUGUCAACAACUGUGGAAAACAUUUUUAUACUGAAGUAUGUUCAAGAGACUUUGUUGGUGAAGUAAGAAAUCUCCUGAGAAAGAUCCACCGAUUGGCAGCAUUGAAAUUGAAGGGCAUGAUUAAGGAAUGGGUAAAAAUGUUCAAGAAUGACCCACAGUUAAGUUUGAUUCCAACAUUAUAUGAAGAAUUGAAAAGAGAGAAAGAGGAAUUUCCUCAAACUCUAGCUGCCAACAUUACUUUAUCGUCCCUGCCAGCAAAGGAAACUGCCACAUCAGCAGAAGAGCAUGACUUAGCUUUAGCCAUUCAAAUGUCUUUGCAUGAAGCCAACUCAAGUCAGUCAAAAACUCCAAGUUUAUAUCCAUCAGUUCAAGCUACUUCUCAAUUCACAGAUAACAGUGAUGCCAACUGGUGGAAAGGCGAAGUCAAUGGAAGAUCUGGAUUGUUCCCAACGAACUUCGUCACAACUAACAUGACACCGGAUCCAAAGCAAGCAUCUGCAUCGAUUACCCAACCAGUUGCAAUUGAUGAAGAAAAAAUAAAACAAUGCUUAGUGAUGUUGAAGAACGCUAAUGUUGAAGAAGAGGACGAUGAUGAAGAAACAUUAAUAGAAUUGGAAGAAACAUGUAGAAAGAUGGCCCCACUUAUCGCUGAUAAAAUUCAAGUGAUCCAAAAAAAAUACGAUGAAUUGACUGAUAUAAAUGUUAGUUUCCUGCAGGCCAUGAGCAAGUAUCAAAACAUGCUGAAUGAACCUCUUCCUGUGCGUCAGUCGUUUUCCAAUGUUGCUUCAAUACCACAAAAUAAUCAUUAUACACAACAAGUCGUGAACAAUCCCGCCUUGCUUAGAUCUUACAUGACUGGACACCCAUCAGCGAGCUAUAGCCCCGGACCUUCACACCCCGGACUUACACAGAUUGUAGCAGAUGGCACGUACCAAGAUGGAAAGAAGUUCCUGAACACAACUUUUACCUUAGGAUAUCCUUAAAUUAAAAAAAAAUAAUUCAGAAUCUCUUUUACCUUAGAAUAUCCUUAAAUUAAAAAUAAAUAAUUCAGAGUCCUCGAUUUGGUAAAGAUA
Messenger RNA from Xenia sp. Carnegie-2017, 1808 nucleotides. Its product is annotated as signal transducing adapter molecule 1-like. Gene Ontology annotation, cellular component: ESCRT-0 complex. NCBI's taxonomy places the organism in Eukaryota, Metazoa, Cnidaria, Anthozoa, Malacalcyonacea, Xeniidae. The record is from RefSeq and is a predicted model, not a curated record. Gene Ontology annotation, molecular function: ubiquitin binding; phosphatidylinositol binding. Gene Ontology annotation, biological process: protein transport to vacuole involved in ubiquitin-dependent protein catabolic process via the multivesicular body sorting pathway. Bases 513 to 1718 code for a protein of 401 amino acids. The transcript is spliced from 15 exons.